Nanorana parkeri is the source of this 1925-nucleotide messenger RNA. It is a transcript of the gene CFAP100, whose product is annotated as cilia and flagella associated protein 100. Bases 63 to 1847 code for a protein of 594 amino acids. The transcript has 15 exons. NCBI's taxonomy places the organism in Eukaryota, Metazoa, Chordata, Amphibia, Anura, Dicroglossidae. The record is from RefSeq and is a predicted model, not a curated record.
AUGAACAGGUCCCCACACUGAAUUCCUGAACACCCCCAGAACUCCCAGCGGACCCCCGAAGAAUGUCAUCCCUCACCCUGGAACGAUCCUUUGUGUCACGGGAGAGCACGGCGUCCGGAUCCAGAGGCGCCCGCACAACGUCUCAGCGCUCGGCUCAGAGGUCCAUAGUGAGCUCCGCUAAGUCCGGCCCAGACACAAAGUCCAUCCUUUCAGCUCAGGCCAAGAAGAAGAAGAAUGAAGCAAACCCCUUCAAGAUCUCCCCAGAUGCCGACUUCUUCCUCCUCCGAGACCAGGAGAGGGAGAAGCAGGAAAAGGAAAAGGAAAUGAAACAAAAUCUGAAAGUCCAUCAAAAGGGCACAUACAGCACAAAGAUGAACGCGAAGAUGGCCAGGCUGCGCAAAGAGAUCGAAGCGGAGGAGAUGGAAGAAGCGGCAGAGGACGAAGAGAAGGCUAUGGCCGUACUGGACAAUGCGUCCUGGAAGCUGGAGGUGACCAAAGACCGACAGGUCCCGAGGGAAAGUCUCCAUGAAUUCAUUGAUAAGAAGAAGGAGAUGUUCCUCUUGCAGUACUCCCUGACAGUGAAGCGGGACGAGAUCCAGAAGCUGGAGGCCAUGGCUGCCGCCGAGGAGUUGAAGCUCGAGAAGGCCGAGCAGUUCCUGGAGGAAGACGCUGUACGGUUCGAUGAGUUCCUGAAACAAAAUGACAGGAACUCGGUGGAGGCCUUAAAACAAGCCGACAAGGAAACCAAACUAAAGAUGGAGCAAGUGGCCCAAAUCAAGAGUCACACUGCCCAAAUGAUGAACAUCAAGAGUGACAUUUCAAAGUGUGAGGAGACCCUAAGAGAGUAUCUGAUGUACAAAGAAUUCCUCUUCCGCCUGUCUCCCAAAGAGUGGAAGGAGGAGGUGUUGAAGAAGAAGGCAGGGAAGAUGAAAUCUCCCCCUCUCACCUUCAAGGAAAAGGAGAAACAGGUCCCGGAGACCAAAGUAUCCCCUUCCCCAAUCCCGGGGAAGAAAGCCGAGAGCCGUUCCUCCGGCCAGAUCAGCCAGAGCCGUGAUUCCACCCGCGAUCUCCAAAAUCCGUCAUCUAGGCAGAGCCUGAAAACAGCCGGAUCCAACAAAUUGAGUAGUGCAACCAACCAGACAGAAGAUAAAAGUGUCUCGGAAAGCCUCGUAUCCUCGGACAGUGAAGAGGAACCCGAGCUGUACUUCACUGACCCCCAGCAGCUCCUGGACAUCUUCUCCGAGCUGGAGGAACAGAAUCUUUCUUUAAUCCAGAACUCACAAGAGACGGAGGAAGCUUUGGAGGAAAUCAAACACACAGCCGCCACCACCGAGAAGAAAAUGCAAAGGGAGACGCAACAGCUAAAGGACCUAAUUGCGCAUCUGAAGGCUUCCAUUGCACAGGAGGAGGAGAGAGCCACGGACCUCGAGCUCAAGUCCCGCGUGUUUACCUUUGGACAGAACAAACCCGAGGAUCAGGACAAGAUGUUGUCGUCUCUGAGCUCCAAAGUGGAGGACGUUUACAGAGCUUGCAUCGGGGAGAACCGCGCUAAUCUCAGCGCUCUGCAGAUGUUAAUGGUGAUCGAGCACCAACUGGAGGAACUGCUGGACAACAUCGAGGUCAUACCGAAGGAUCAGACAUUGAGAGAGGAAAAGAUUAAACAGCAGAAGCUGCACCAGGAGGACAGGCUGCGGCGGGCCCUGGAGAGAGCACAAGCCGACCCCAAGAAGACAACCGGCAGAAAACUGAUGACGCGCUCUGACCCUCCGACGCUGAAGCUCAGAACAGACAAAGACCAAGACAAAAUCGACAAGGAGAAGGAGGAAACCAUGUUGUUCUUCACCUAGGAUCCUGCAACCUGCCGGCUGUACUGAGAGCUGAUCACAUUUCUGGGUGAACUGAUCUCGGCUCGGCUGAAAGUCAAA